This is a messenger RNA of Pocillopora verrucosa, 786 nucleotides long. The record is from RefSeq and is a predicted model, not a curated record. NCBI's taxonomy places the organism in Eukaryota, Metazoa, Cnidaria, Anthozoa, Scleractinia, Pocilloporidae.
AUGACGUUAGAAGAAAUUCUGAAGUUGACUUAUUGGUGGUGCCAGGAUCUCGAUCAGAGACAAAUUAAACAUGAACUUGGACUUGGAGAAAGCACGGGGGUGGACUGGGACAGUUUCUGUCGCGAAGUAUGCGAAAUAACACUUCUUGAAAAUAGCGAAAAACUAGGCGGAAAAGGAAAGGUUGUUCAGAUAGACGAAAGUAAAUUUGGCAAAAGAAAGUACCACAGAGGACAUCACGUUGAAGGGCAGUGGGUGUUUGGAGGUAUAGAGGAGGAAAGCAGGAAAUGUUUUCUGGUGGCAGUCGAGAAGCGAGACGAAGACACACUGUUGCCCAUUAUUCAAGACUGGAUUGAACCGGGAACAAUUAUAGUGUCGGACUGCUGGAAAGCGUACUCCAAACUCGAGGCGCAUGGCUAUGAACACCGAACAGUGAACCACUCUGUAGAAUUCGUGAACAAAGACGAUGACUGGAAACCAUGCCGGGGAGAAGUUCUGCAAUCAAUACCAGAACCAAACAAUGCUGUAGAUAAAUACGCAGUGUGUGUCCUAAAAGAUGGUGAAGUGGUGGGCCAUUUGAAGAGAGGAAAACUUGGACGCUUUGCUAAAACAAUCUUCUACUUUCUUGAAGCAGACCAGCAUAGUUCCUGUAGUGUGAUCAUAAAAGCCGACAAAGCUGUUAACUUUGGGGACGGAGAGGGGAUGCAAGUCCCAUGUAAGCUGAGAAUCUCUGGUCAAGAGAAAUUUGUCAACAUUUUGAAGAAGGAGUUGGAACGCCUUGAGAAGUGA